Molecule: messenger RNA, 1435 nt
Organism: Nothobranchius furzeri (turquoise killifish)
Lineage: Eukaryota; Metazoa; Chordata; Actinopteri; Cyprinodontiformes; Nothobranchiidae
Gene: c9h16orf46
Product: chromosome 9 C16orf46 homolog
Source: RefSeq, a predicted model, not a curated record
ACGAAAGCAGAUCAUGUAACUCACCAAACAGGCCAUAAUUAAUUAUGUGAUAUAGAGAUAUCUUAUGAAACGCAAUUUUCACUUUUAGCUAUUUUUGUUUGAUGCGCGUUUAUUCGUGCGUAUUUUUAUUUCUAAGAAUGUUUUUAUCCCUCUGUCAUCAACAUGCUGCGGGUGACCGUGUGCAUUUUAGGUUAUUGACCAGCCAUUACAAAAACAACACACACACACACACACACACACACACACACACACACACACACACACGAGGGUGUCUGCAUCAGAAGUGCGUGCCCUCAGUGCCCUCCCAUUUCCUCUACGUCACACCCUUCCUGUGGAGCUGUUACCAUGGCGACGGCGUCAGAACUGCGUAGCUACUAUGUGAAGGCAUUCAAAACCUCCUCAGGAACAAAAAUCUAAAAGUAAAGGAUAAAAAGCACUACAUCACAGAUGAAAGCUGACUGAACAACAUGUCGACCCAGCAAGAAGGAGAUCAGACGGCGGUGAACAGAGAGGACAGCAAGCUGUCAGCCCAGGAGGAGGACACAGCAGGAGAGACAGGGAGGAGACAUGUUGAUGCCCUCCUGGACAUCAGUGAGGACAACUUUAGAAAAGAACAGGAACCAUUUGAGGAUCACGAUUACUCUGGUUGGGAGGAAGCUGUCACAGGCUGGUCUAGAGCUGCACCCAGCUGCAUUCUGCAGAUCCACAGCAAACUAAAGCACAAGGAGGCUGACCACCCGACCCUUUUGUCGGCCGACCAGACACCUUCCAAAGCGGACAUCUCCACCAGCACUUCGGAGCUGCACAGGAAGUCUCACGUUGACCUGGCUGAUUGUAACAAAUCUGUGUCACCAAACAAACAGAUCAACUCUUUGGAUCCAACCGAAUUGUGUUCCACUUCAAGAGGCACAACAGAAUUCCUGUUUAAGGAAAAAGCGGAGCGGCCGUUUGGAGACAAACAUGUGUGGCCUUACCAUUUCUCCCCCCAGUACACCAUGCAUGAGAACAGACAUACUAUGCCUCAGAAGCCCAGCCAUAAACCCAUUAACAAACUGGUUCCUAUUAAGAACAUAGUUUUUCCACCUCCUAUGCCUCCACAGAUCAUUCCCAAGGUCAGCUGCAAUUUCUGCAGAUGCAGGCAGACUCAAAAUAACAAAAAUCAUGGAGAAAACAUGUUCAUGCUUGAUAACAGAAGGGGACAAAGAGGGACAGGAGUGGACAGCCUUCUUACCUCUAAGAGCCACUCAUGGCAGCACAACCCUCAGAUGUUUUCCACUCUGAAUGUUUCCAACCCCACGAGGAAUCAAUUACAUCCUGAGGCAGUGCACCCCACGAGAUACUCACAAGCAGUGGUGCAACCCCAUAUGCCCCCCCGGUACCUGCUCUCAUGAGGAGAUAAAUGUUUAACCAAAUAAAACAUCAGGAUUUGAAAUGC